Molecule: messenger RNA, 3868 nt
Organism: Megalopta genalis
Lineage: Eukaryota; Metazoa; Arthropoda; Insecta; Hymenoptera; Halictidae
Cellular component (GO): nucleus
Source: RefSeq, a predicted model, not a curated record
AUUAAAUCGUAAAUAUGAGAAUUCUAUCAUUAAAUAAUAAUUAAUCGUAGUUCAAGUGCUUUUUUCCUAUUGUCACAUACAUAAAUUAAAAUUAUUCAUGUGUAAAAACACUUAGACACGUUUUAAAAUCGCGUAGAAUACAGUAAUUCGCCGUUAUGAUUAUUUGCUUUGUCAACGUUCUGCGAGUUGCAACAGUCGCGUACACUUUGCUAUUGAACCUUUCAUGAACAUGCAUCUAUAAAAAACAAACUUCAAAGGAACAUCGAACGCAUGUACAUAUUGUAAAUAUUUCGGUAUAUUUGGCUUAGACCUUCCGUGAUAUCACAGCGAAUACAAUGUCGAAACGUAAGUUGUUUAACCAAAAGAUCUGCUGCUUCUGUGGACUACCAGACGACAAUGAAUUAGAAUAUGGGAAGUUUUAUGAACACGGCGAUGUUGUCACGCAUUAUUAUUGUUUAUUAUUAUCAUCAAAUAUGGAACAGAAAGGACGCGACAAUGAUGGUAUUCUGGGAUUUUUACUAUCAGAUAUACAAAAAGAGAUACGCAGAGGAAAACGUUUGGUAUGCUCGUAUUGUAAAAAAAGUGGUGCUACUUUAGGAUGUUGUAAUUCCAAGUGUAAACGGAUAUUUCAUUAUCCUUGCGGGCUAAGGGCUGGAUCCUUGAACCAAUUUUUUGGUGAAUUUAGGUCGUAUUGUCAAAAUCAUAGACCAAGACAAAAAAUAGAUUUAAAGGUGAAGAAUGAAUUAGAACAAAUCAAUGAUAUUAAAUGUUACAUAUGUUACGACAAUGUAAAUCCAACCGAUACAAUUAAUACAAUAUGGGCUCCAUGUUGUAAAAAAAAUACAUGGUUUCAUAGAAAAUGUGUUCAACAACUUGCUAUGAGUGCUGGUUACUUUUUUAAGUGUCCAUUGUGCAAUGAUAAAAAGAAGUUCCAGAAAGCAAUGCUAGAAUAUGGUAUUUUUAUUCCUAGACAGGAUGCUUCUUGGGAACUUGAACCGAACGCGUUUCAAGAACUUUUGUUCAGACACGACCAAUGCGACGCUUUAAUCUGUUUAUGUCCUAAAGGUAGAAAAUAUACCAGCUUUAAUGCAAAAUGGGAGUUAGUGCUCUGUAGAACUUGUGGAUCUCAAGGAAUUCAUAUGUCGUGCGGACAACUUAAAUGGAGUAAUCCUAUUUGGGAAUGCGCCGAAUGUAUUUCUAUUUUAGAUAAAUCCAAACCAAUUGCCAACACAGACACACCUCUUAGCAUGUUGCAGACAAUCGAGACUGAUUCGGAUGAAAGUGACAGUGACAUUUCUGUUGGUAAAGAAUUGCCUGUGCCAUACACAAUAGAUACAUUGAUACCUAUCGAGAUACAAGAAGUACCACCUACCAUUAAGUUACGUCCUGGUCCACGAACGUUUAAAUUAAGGCAACAACACCAAAUUGCUAAAGAAAUGGAAGAAUUAAAGAAGAGGAAUGGCAGACAGCAUAAUGCUGAGAAAACAAAUAUGAGCUCAAAUCAAAUAAGCGUAGAAGAAUGUGCAAAUAACAAAAACGCUUCAUCGUACAAAUCGAACUUAUCCAAAAAAGAUAUUAAGUUGGAAACUGAAUGCUGCAAAUCUGUAACAGUUUCCCCAACUAAUAAUGUUAUUAUGAUUGACAGCGACGAUGAAAUGAAUGCAUCGACUAGUACACUAGAUAAUACAAUAUUAAUUGCUGAUAUUGAUACACCUGUGCGGAGUAAUGCUUUUUCAUUAGAAAAUGAUAUCCUUAAAGAUAAAAAAAAUGAUACAACGCAGAGUUCUAGUUCGUUUAGGAAAGAAGUGUUACACCCGGACAAUGGACAACAAAAUCAUAAAUUUAAUUUAAGUGUUCCAGGAUCCAACAGACUGGAGGAACAAAAUUUGCAAGAUACGAAAGCAAUCUAUUCGAAUGAUACGAUACACUUAAACGUAGAAAGCGAUUGCAAUUCUAAUGACUCGCUUUCUAAUAUUAGAAUUAGCAAUAUUAUUUCCUUAACACACGAAGAAUUUGAAAGUGUAUCCGUUAACGAGGAACAGGAAAUCAAUCCAAAAUCUCAUUCUUCGCAUUCAAAAACCGAUGAUUUUGAAAUUCGAUUGAAAAGAACAAUUGACAAUGUUAUUACGAAUUCGUUAAAUGCAUCGGGAGACAAAUCUAAAAAGAUCAGAAGAAGUCUUAACAUAUACGAAUACGAGACGAAAUCGUUACUUGAACGUGCAGAUAUUAAGAACAGUACGAAGUCUAACGUAUUUCGAAAUAAUACUUCAGCUUCGAUAUUUGAUACAGAUUCAAUGCGAAUUAGUAGGGACUAUAAUGUCGCUAACCAUUUACCGUCCCGAGUGGAAAAGCAUUCUGUUAAAAAUGCGAAUUCUGAUAUUCAAAUACCUAACGUAAACUAUGCGAUUAAAGAAGAUAUGUCAACGGUAUUACAUAAUGCAGCCUGUUCAACGUUGUCGGAACGUAAAGAAGAAAACAUUGAGAAUGGUGAAGGACCAAUAUCUGAAGCGAGAAAUAUUGGUAGUGGUGUAAGAAAUUGUGACGCGGAUGCAGGCACCGGUCCUGCUGCUGCUGCCAGAUCGGGAUACAGAAUCCUCGCCUCUAAUGAACGAAUCGACUCGUUGCAAUCGGGAACAACGAAUCAACGGAAAUUGCAGACCAAUAUUGAGAUGGCUGCCGUUUCAAAUCACAAAACAAAUGCGAGUAGCAUCAACCAAAGAAGAGACAGAAACAGUGAAAGCGAUCACUAUCGACUGAUACCGGAAUAUAUACGUUUAUGUGAUUUAAAGUUUCGUGUAUGCAAUUCGAAUAAUUUUAUGAUGAUCUUAUAUAAUAAGUUUUCUAUAAAUAUUAAUAUGGAGACUUCCACCGUAGCGAAAAGAACUGAUAAAUUCGAUGUAUCCGCACGGAAGACAGUUCAGCAGAAGUAUAUUAAAGCGUUCGGUGAAACUUCCUCGGUUUUGAAACCCGAGAGUUCUCUAUAUAGCAGUACACCUAUCUCUAAAAGUAGAGAUACGCACAGCGUGUUUGUUAACGAUCAGUCCGAGAGUUAUCGUGACGACUCCAAAGAAAAUCUGGAUCCAAUAUCGUGCAAAAGUUUGACAAAUAAUGGUAAUAAUCAAUGCGAAAACAGUAAUGCGACAAAUUCCGUGUCGAAAACGAUCGAAGAGGAUAACCAAUGGCAUAAUCGAGAAAACAUUAAUUUAACGACCGAUAUCACAAAUAUCUAUGAUACGGAUGAGCUUGUCGCAGACGCGAACGACAAGUGCUUUUGGACUAUUAACAGUAUAAAACAAAAUGUUCCAAAGGUUGAAAGUAUUGGAAGUAUUAACAAAAAUGAUCCUUUUGAUGCAACAAAUGCAAUUUGUACAAAUAGUAAGUUUAAAAACAGGAAAAAGAACAGAAACAAAAUCCACCUUAAAAUAAGCAUCGACUUGGAAAAGAUAGAAAAUUUUAUUGACACUAAUCCACAAUUGUUUUCGAAAGACCAAAGAAAAAGCGAAGAACGAAAAAUCGGAGAAGUGGGUCUCUUGAAGGAAUGCAAUGAUAUAAGCGAAAGAAUUAGUGCAUCGAACAAACAUACUGUAAAUUCAAUGGCGGACGACUCAAAGCACCUUGGGAAUUUUUCGUUAUCUUUGACUGGAAAUCGAAUAACAGAAUUUGAACAGUUACGUAAACGAAGGUGAUGACAUGUGUGUGUGUGUGUGUGUGUGAAAAGCAAUAACAAGGUUAUAUCUGCAGAUAUUACAAAACAUUUCAACAAUUUUUCAUUGGAUCACCUGAAAUAUAAUGUAAAGUGGAUCGAUUGUCAUUUCGAGAAACGUUUCGUCGAUAGAUAACGUAAUACAAUUACAUAUAUAUAUAUAUA